CAUUGGAAGCCGAGUGCGCGCUGCCCGCCUGUGCUUCUCCGCCUGGGUACCGCCAUGCACCCGACCAGGGAGAAGAUUUCGGGGCGGCGGAAAAGGCCGCCUCCUCUCCCGCUCCCAGAUACCUUCAGAAUACAUAAUCUUGAGUUCCCCAUAAGAAAUAAUUUACUAGAAAAGCUCCACGGUGAAUAUACACCAAAGAAUCAACCACAGGACCACACGCUGGAAUGGCGCAACAACCCUCACCCGCGCCAUGCCAGAUGCAUUCAGAUCAACACCAAGUAUUUACGCGAGCCGAUAUGUUAUAUGGAGACGGAAGACACAAAGACCAAGCAGGAUCACUGGUGGCCGACUUGUGAACCUAUUGGGCAUCAUCCUACACCACCUUAUGACAAGAAGAGCACUCAGAGAAGCGAUUUCCAGAAGCCAAGCUGUCUGCUGUCUCGGCCUGUUAAGCACACUAGCAAGCCUACCCGUGGUAUAGUUCCUCUUGCCUGUCCUCGGACGCCGACCAGCCUUCCGAGAAUUUUCCAAGAGCAGCUCUCCUUCAAACACCACUACGAUGCCAGAGCAACUCCCUGUGUCCCCUACCAAGGGAAGAAAUGCGGUACUUUUGUGUGGACAGAGAUAACGCCGAGGAGGGAGAGAACCCAAGUGCUGCCAUCCACUCAAGGGUCAGGUCCAUUGGAACAGCCAAAAACAGAGGAAGGAAACUCAGCAGAAAGCUGCCUGACCUCACCCUCCCUUCGCUUGCCGGAUUCCCAGGAGACACUAGACUCUGGCACUCACUUAUCAAAAACAAACGCCAGUGCCGGAGCCAAGGCAAACCCGUCAUCCUCUGAAAGGCGGCAGGAGAGUUCUGGGAUUUCUCAGUCAACCCAAGCGCAAGUUAGGUAUCCCCCUGGGGAAAUGCCUCCCAAGCCACUGAGGAAGAGAUCUCUUGAUACACUUCAGGACCAUUUGCCUCCUCUUCAUAAAACUGCAAUCGCCAGAAGAAAUUCAGACUGCUUAGAAGGGCCGUCCCAGUGAGGGGGAGCUGGCCUGCUGUAAUUGCAGCAACACCCAAGACAAACUGAUACUAGCAAAUUGUUCAAGGCAACACACUCUGCCCUUACAUAACAGCAGCUGCAAGCACGCUUUGAGAUGCCUCUAGAAAACUGGGGGCCCAUUAAAAACAACAGCACAUGAAUCUUUAAUUUUCUCCCCCCACUGGUGCAGUUGGAUUUUUAUGGGCUUAUGGAAAAUUAUCUGGAUUGCUCAUUUGCAAGGGGAGGUACUUAGUAUCAAGACUGAUUAAGAAUGUUAGGAAUGAAUAAUUAAUGAUGAUGUCAGUGAUUAAAGUGAUUCUGAUAUUUUGCUAA
Hemicordylus capensis (graceful crag lizard) is the source of this 1358-nucleotide messenger RNA. RefSeq names its product chromosome 1 C2orf73 homolog (gene CIMIP6). The coding region runs from base 55 to 1026 and encodes 323 amino acids. The record is from RefSeq and is a predicted model, not a curated record. The transcript has 5 exons. Lineage: Eukaryota; Metazoa; Chordata; Lepidosauria; Squamata; Cordylidae.